Morus notabilis is the source of this 576-nucleotide messenger RNA. RefSeq names its product putative invertase inhibitor. The record is from RefSeq and is a predicted model, not a curated record. The transcript has a single exon. Gene Ontology annotation, molecular function: enzyme inhibitor activity. The coding region runs from base 1 to 576 and encodes 191 amino acids. Lineage: Eukaryota; Viridiplantae; Streptophyta; Magnoliopsida; Rosales; Moraceae.
AUGAGAUCUCAUCAUCCUCCCUCCUUAUUCCUCCUCAUUUCCCUCCCUCUUUUCUUCUCCUUCUUCACUCUCCAACCCACAACCAGCUCCGCAACCCUAAUCCGCGAUACCUGUAGACAGUGCUCCAAAACUGACCCGAACCUCGACUACGAGUUCUGCACGAAUUCCCUCGAAUCCUCGCCCUACAGCCGUCGCUACUCCUCCGAUCUCCACCAACUCGGCUUGCUCUCCUUCAACCUAACCAGGCACAACGUGACAAGCACUAGGAAUUUCAUCAAACACCUUCUCAAGAACAACAAGGAAAAGAAGCUUGAUCCUUAUGUCAAGGCGUGUUUGAACGACUGCUUGGAGCUUUAUACCGAAGCGCUUCGGUCGAUCAAAGACGCCGAAAAGGAUUACAAAGCUAAGGAAUAUGAUGAUGCCAACAUUGCUUUGAGUUCUGUCAAUGACGCUUCAACAACUUGUGAAGACGGUUUUAAUGAGAAGGAAAAGGUGGUGUCGCCAUUGACGAAGAGGAACCGCUAUACGUUUCAGUUGACUGUUAUUUCUCUUUCCAUCAUGAAUAUGCUUACUUAA